GAUGUUUGAUUGUAUUUGAGUUCGGUAAUGGCGGAGAUAUGCUUUUUGGGAGGUCUUGUCCAUUAUAAAGCUCCAUCUCCUUCGUCACUCCAUCUUAUUUCACGCAGCAAACCUCAUCACAUUUCUCUCAUGUCCGCCUCCGUUUCAGCGGAAUGCCACGCCUCCUCCUCCUCCUCCGUGGACCCACCUUCUCUCCUCGUCUUCUCAGGUGGGACUGGAUUUAACGGUGUGGUGGAAGAGUUGAAGAAGAUAACAACUAGAGUCGCUCAUGUUCUUCCUGUCUCUGAUGAUGGAGGAAGUACUGCUGAGAUUGUUCGUGUUCUCGGCGGACCAGCGGUUGGUGACAUACGUUCAAGAUGUUUGAGGUUGUCUGAUGAAAGUACUUCAGAGGCACUUGCUGUUAGGAGGUUGCUCGGACAUCGCUUACCUAUUGAUGCACACAAGGCCAAGAAAGAUUGGUACGAUAUUGUGGAAGGUAAUCAUUCUCUAUGGGAUGGUGUAUCAAGACCUUACAGAGAAACUAUCCGUGCUUUCUUAAUUUACUUUCAGAAUGAGAUUCUUAGAAGACCUAAUGAUUCAUUUUGCUUCGCUAAUGGAAGCAUUGGGAACUUCUUCUUUGCAGGAGCAAGAAUCUUUUUCCAGUCUUUAGACGCUGCCAUUUUUCUGUUUUCACGUGUUUCAGAGAUUCCUUGCGACAGUUUGGUCCUCCCAGUGAUAUCAACUAAUGAUAGGCUUACACUAGGAUGUGUGUUACAGGAUGGGACUAUAAUACGCGGACAGAACGAGAUCUCUCACCCAACCAAUGGGACUGUGAAGACUGUUGAUAAGAGACAUUGUUUGACUCUUCCAUCGAAGAUAAAGAGAGUGUUUUACAUGUCAAGCGAAGGCAAUAAUCUGCUUCAUGAGGUUUUUCCACCAGUUAACCCAACUGUCUUGGAGCAGUUAAAAAGCGUGGACUGUAUUGUUUACGCUAUGGGAUCCUUAUUCACUUCCAUUUGCCCAUCACUGGUUCUGCUUGGUGUUGGGGAGAUUAUAUCUUCAAGGACAUGUCGUAAGGUACUUCUGUUGAACGGUACGCAAGACCGAGAAACAAGUGGCUUCACUGCUUCUUGCUUUGUGAUUGCUAUUGCUGACGCUCUCAACAGAACUCACGGAGAUCCUAAUAUCCGGCUCAAGAAUCCUCCUGGAUAUUACAUCAACACUCUCUUGGUACCAAAAGAUGGAGACAUAGCUGUAGAUCUCAAACAGUUGUCUGAACAAGGAAUCAAAGAUGUUAGAGUCGUAGAGAGUGUUCGUGACCCAAAGCACGGUGUCUUGUUCAAUCCGAGCUCAUUGAUAAACACAAUAGCCAGUUUGGUGGAGUAAAUAAUGAUUUCUUUAAGCCAGAUUUGGUUUCUUCUUUUGCUUUAAUUCAUAAACGGAACAAUGAUUUUUUUUUCUUUUAAUUUGAUUCUUUGUGGAUUGAUAUAUAAGAAAAGGAAAGUCG
Messenger RNA from Eruca vesicaria subsp. sativa (arugula), 1486 nucleotides. NCBI's taxonomy places the organism in Eukaryota, Viridiplantae, Streptophyta, Magnoliopsida, Brassicales, Brassicaceae. The record is from the annotation of a GenBank genome assembly.